Messenger RNA from Closterium sp. Naga37s-1, 2667 nucleotides. The record is from the annotation of a GenBank genome assembly. NCBI's taxonomy places the organism in Eukaryota, Viridiplantae, Streptophyta, Zygnematophyceae, Desmidiales, Closteriaceae.
AUGCGGCGCGUCGUCUUCACAGGGAAGGCGCUAUUACCACCGCUCAUCGCGGCGGCGCUUUUAUUGUCGCUGUGUUACGCCGCGGCUCUUGUGGGAGUUUCCGCUGCAGCGGCACAUCCGCCGAUCAUUCCCCGUGAGCUCCGCCGCCUGCCCGACACCGCAGGGAUUUUGCGCGCUAUCUUCCGCGGAUCCACAACUUCCGGAGUCUUUUCAUUGCCCCGACGCACGAACCGCACAGGGACACCGCCAGGUGGUCGGGGGAUACGCGAUGGCCCGAUCUGUGAUAAACGAUCGGCAGAGGGCGGCGCUGUGCGGGGAUAUGCGGCGCUGUGCGGUGACGAGGCCGCGGUAGAGGCAGCGGAGAGGGAUGAGGCGGAAGAGGAGAGGUGGAAGGAACUGGCGGAGGACGUGGGGGCGGGCGAUGGCGAAGGGGAAGGGGAAGGGGAAGGGGAAGGGGAAGGGGAAAAUCCACUUCCCUCUGUGUUUGAAGGGCCGCAAUUGCCGCAUUCGGACGGGCUGAUUACCAAUACAGUAGUACAGGACCGGCGAUACAGACCAGACGAACAACAACAGGAAGAGGAAGUGGGGGACCAGGAUCAAGGGGAGGAGGAGGAGGAAAGCAGGACGAAGCGACAGCUGUGGGAGGAAGCAGGACCUUAUGAUACCGGGAUAUAUGGCCCCAGGUAUUCUCACAGGCCGUCCGGGCACCAGCAGUGGCAGCAGCAGGUGCAGCGGCGCACGCAGAAACACGCACGGACUGCGAGCCUUCAGUUCAAGCAGCAGCAGCAAGGAGUGCAGCAGUGGGGGGCGCAGGGGGGGAAGCAGCAGAAGCAGGUAGAAGCGCCGGAGUGGGCGAAGCGGGAGCAGCAGCGGUGGGAGCGGGACCAACGGCCGCAGACGGCGGAGGAGAUUGCGAUGCAGGAGGAGCACUGGCGGCAGCAGCAAGGGCUAGUUAAGACCAGGCUGCGGCAGUGGCAGCAGCAGGCGAAACGGAUGAAUCAAGUGACUAAAGCCAAGGAGGCGGUGUGGGCGGCAGAGGCGAGGAGCAAAUGGGCGGCAGCAGCGCAGGGGCGGGAGAGGGCGGAAGGGACGCCAGGGACGGCAGGGGCGGCAGGGCGGUUUGCUGUGAUGACAGAAGACGACAUGGAUGACAUGAUGCCGGGCGGCACACUCUCCUGGCAGCGCCUGAAAGCCACCGCCACUGCCGCCCACCCCAACACUCCCAACAAUCUCAAGGCCACCAUCGCCUCCGUCAAUCCCAAGGGAGCCGUCACUCCCAAGGCGGCAGCAAAGCCAUGCUCCCCGCGGCACAGCAGCCCGGUGAUCAAAGUCUACUCAGUGUCCGACAUCGCUAAGCGCACGCGAUACCCUCCCCGGCAGACCGUCACGCUCGUGCUCUACCGCUCGCUCUCCCUCUCCCGCGGGCUCCUCUUCGGGACCAACUUCUCCUGCACCAUCUUCCGGUCCCGCUCGCUGCCCUCGCGCCACUCCAUCUCCCUCUCGCGCUCCGAUGAGCCCGUGCUAAGAGUGCACAACGCCAGCAACGUCCUGUUCAUCGGCAUCGGGCUGCGCAGCGCCGUGCGCAACUCCUCGCCCUUCUGCGAGAUGCUGCCCGAAUACGGCAGCCUGAUGGGGUUUGAAAUCAUCUGCCCGGCGCUCCACAUCUACCGCUCGUUCGGGAUUCAAUUCACCCAGGCUUCCGUGAUCGGCCGAAUCGACGUCUUCCGAUCGGGUUACACCAAGCUGGACUCACUCUUUGUAACCGCCCCUGGGACGUACGAGAGGUCACCGGGAGUGAUCCGCAUGGGCAUGUGCGGGCUCGGCAUGACUCUGGUUUCCUCCAAGAAUGUGAUCACCAAUAAUGAUGUCUUUGGCGCGUGGGAGCUGAUUAACCUCUACCGCGGGUCGAUCGGCGUGAAGGUGCAUAAUAAUUUCCUGCAUGAUUAUUUGUUUGCGGGGUUCCGGUGCGGCGCUGACGUGCACUACUCGUGGGACUGCAUGCUGACGUCAGUGAAGAACAACUUUGUCUUCACGCCUCAGUCCAAGGGCCGCCUGACGUUUGACUCGGCCGGGAUUUAUUUCUGCACUCACUGGUUCAACCCUGGCAGCACAGUGGCCUGCAAUUAUGUGAUAGGCGGGGACCACUGCUAUUACCUGGACUACUGCACAUCAGGAGUGGACAUCACAGGGGGCGUGUGUGCGCAGCUGUGGGACGGAGUGAAGCUGAACAACGGCAAGCGCAACAAGAUCCGCAGCCUGCUCAUGGUCAGCCUGGGGCAGAGCCCGGGCUAUAUUACCUGCCUGACAGUCACCAUCAACCACUGUGGGAAGGACCCUGGGACCUAUUGGGAGAGGAUGCGCAAGCGCUACUACAACUCCCCGGAGAUCAAUAAGCUAUGGCCGUGGAUGAAGCAUCUGUGCAGGCAGACACGCAUCGGCACGCAGUCCUGCAACCCCGCAGGCCACAAAGCUCUCACCUCCAAGCAGACCGGCGCAUGCAGCGGCCUGCCCACCGAAAACGACGUCGAGCUCAUCGCAGUAGAUGCCGACACAAGCCGCCCGGACGAGUACCGGUACUGCGGGCGGGUGCCUGCCGCCCGGAAGGUGAACCGGCAGGUGCUCUACAGCUCCUACAUUCUACAGGAAGAUGGUAGCAUUGUCAUAUAA